AUGAAGACGUUCACUCCGCUGCACUUGCAGCGAUCAGAUUUGCACGUGUUAGUUUCACAGCCAUGUUCCGCUGGCAGACUUGACUUGUACAUACAGGGGGAAGACGGCCAGCAGGGAACUGCAGAUCCGGUCCGACUGUUAAUCGUUAUCUUCGCGUCCUGCACAGUCGCGCUGGAUAGGCGAAAGUAUGGGGCGAAACGGAAAAGGCCACAAGGCCUUGAGUCCGCAAAAGACGUGACUCGGCCGUCUGCAAGCGUGAUGUGUCAUGAGUGCCUUACGGACAUGAUGGUGUGUUGUUCAGGCAAUCGCAAGGUUUUGGUGGCCGAAGAGGACAUCGAUGUGAUCUUGCGUGCGUUGGAUGAAGAGGAGCGGCUGCAAGCUGCGAGACGUGCUAUGCGCUCAAAGAAGAGCAUGGCAGUGGAGUUGGUCUCGACUUUGCCUCCGGUGCCCGCGGCCCCAAAGCAGAAGCAAGCGCACAAACGUCGUCGCUCGAGCACGGCUUGUCUUACGGUGCCCGUGGCCCCAAAGCAGAAGCAAGCGCACAAGCGCCUUCGCUCGAGCACUUCCGAGGAUGAGGACAUCGAUGCUAUCCUGCGUGACCUCGACGAGAAGGAGCAGUGCCAAGCUGCAAGACGUGUUCUGCGCUCCAAAAAGGUGCAAGACUUCAUCUACGACUACCUUUCGUUUCGGCUGGUGACCCAAGAGCAAAUCCAAUCACGAUUCGCUGAGCUUCAAGGUGCCUUCUCGCGCCAGCAGCUAGUGGAGGUAUGUCCGGCUGAGUGUGAUUGUCGGUUCUGGUAA
Molecule: messenger RNA, 801 nt
Organism: Symbiodinium sp. CCMP2592
Lineage: Eukaryota; Dinophyceae; Suessiales; Symbiodiniaceae
Source: the annotation of a GenBank genome assembly